Suillus discolor is the source of this 1751-nucleotide messenger RNA. Its product is annotated as WD40-repeat-containing domain protein. Lineage: Eukaryota; Fungi; Basidiomycota; Agaricomycetes; Boletales; Suillaceae. The coding region runs from base 1 to 1419 and encodes 472 amino acids. The transcript has 7 exons. Gene Ontology annotation, molecular function: protein binding. The record is from RefSeq and is a predicted model, not a curated record.
AUGUCUUCCCCUGCUGCUGAGAUGGAAGAGAUGCCAGCUUUGACACCCAACCAGACAAUGCGAGGACAUACCGACUGGAGCGGCGCUCAAAUAGGUGAUGACUGGCGAGAUAAAGAGGAUGACGAGGAUGGAGAAGGAGUGCUGUCAAUUGCACUGUCUCCAAAUGGUACAAUUGUUGCAAGCGGAAGCAGUGAUGGGACAGUGAGGUUAUGGUUCGUCGAGACGGGGAAGGUCAUUGACAAGUGGACCGGACAUACUGGUUAUGUGAAGUCAGUUUGCUGGAGUCCAGAUGGUGAGCGGGUGGUGAGCGGAUCCCGGGAUGGAACAGCAAAAAUUUGGGAUGUGGAGAGCGGCGAGACUGUGCUAGGUCCAAUCAAAACGGGGCACAAGUGGGUGUAUGUGGUGGCCUACUCACCCGACUCAACAAAGAUUGCGACGGGAGGACUCCUCGAGAAUGGGAUCAAAAUAUGGGAUGCAACGACAGCUGAACUGCUCCACGCAGUCACACAUAGUCAAUCAGUCGGGAGUUUGUUGUGGACAUCGGACAGCGACAAGCUUAUCUCCGGGUCGUCAGAUGACUCAAUUAGGGUUUUCGACACUGCCACAUGGCAGGAACUUGCCAUUCUGGAGCACCAAGACGUUGUUUACAUCACUUUGUUUUCGAACAACCGCCUCCUUGUGAGUGGGUCAAACGAUGGAUCGGUGCUUUUGUGGGAUCUCGACACGAAUCUCCCUGUCGAUCCACCAAUCCAGCACGAAUGUGAGGGACACAAAUGUGUACACCUGGUACGUGCCCGCAAUCCUAAAUGCAACUGGGCUCGAAGACCUCCUGUCCUUUCCGAAUGUCAGUGUAAACAUAACACUUACCCUACCUGGCUAACAAUAUUAUUCGAACAGAAGCACUUACUGGACUUUGAAGACGCCCAAUUUCCAGAAGGAUUUUUUGACGACACGCGAGAAUACUCUCAUUAUCCCUCUGCGAGUCGCUCCCGCCGUGCUUUUGCCCCCUCACGUUCACGUCCGCUUCUCGUUGGUCUUUCUUCGCUUUUCCAUCGCUUUCGAUCCAACAAACAUGAGACGACACAACUCCAACAACGCCGGACACAAGGCUUCGUCUCACUACGUCGACCCCAUGUCGUAGAAGUCGCGGCUGUGCGCGAUAAAGGGUCCUUAUAUGUCGCCCCACCACGUAGCAAAAAGGGCAAAAGACAAAAUACUCAGGCCAAAAGUCAACAACAAGCUCAAAAUCACUCUCAAGCAUCGUCGUUGCGUCCUGUGGCCACUGCUGUGCCUGUAAUGUCCACGAUACCCACAACCACCGCCACUUCCAUGCCUGAAACUGACAAGCCUUCUCAUCGUGCGAUUGUCAUUGACAACCCUCAUUGGUGGAUCCGCCUCAUGCUUUACAUUUGCUUAUAAAUAUGUUAACUAUACUGAUGACCAUCACGAAUGAGGGAUCAGCUGCCCCUCAUCUAGGCAGCAUACUGGCGGUUCUUAUUCAUGUUCUGAUUAUUUUGGUUGAGGUUGAUUCGUGUAUCUUCAUUUCCUGUUUUUCUUCUGAAUUGUGUUCACCAGGCUUGGUAUCCGGUCUCGACAAUAACACCGAUUGUCCGCUUACUUGAUAAAAUACAAUUUCACCUAUCAAAUUCCACAAACCUUGAGCAGUACGUGAAGAUACUGUAUUGCGGUGACACUUGGCAGUGUAUACAAGAAUACUGUUCUGAUCGAUACAUACAUAUAUAUAAUUGGAC